This is a messenger RNA of Fraxinus pennsylvanica, 957 nucleotides long. NCBI's taxonomy places the organism in Eukaryota, Viridiplantae, Streptophyta, Magnoliopsida, Lamiales, Oleaceae. The record is from the annotation of a GenBank genome assembly.
AUGAAAAAACUAAUGGAAGUUGCUGAAAUUCCUAAACACGAUCUCGUUGAUUCUCGCGUUUUCCUUUUUGGGGUGUUGAGCAGAGUAGUUAUGUCGCAGAGAAGUGUUCCGGCGCCGUUUUUGACGAAGACGUAUCAUUUGGUGGACGAUCGGAGCAGCGAUGACGUGAUUUCUUGGAAUGAAAGUGGUACGACGUUCGUGGUCUGGAAAACUGCCGAAUUUGCGAAGGAUUUGCUGCCUAAUUACUUCAAACACAACAAUUUCUCCAGCUUCGUUCGCCAGCUUAAUACUUAUGGCUUUCGGAAGACUGUUCCAGACAAAUGGGAAUUUGCCAAUGAAAACUUCAAGCGUGGUCAGAAGGAACUCCUGAUCAAAAUCCGUCGUCGAAAAACAAUGCCUUCACAAAAUCCAUCAGGGGGAAAGAAUGUGGCCGCCGAUAGCCCAACUUUGCCAGAGAACUCUGGGGAUGACCUUGGCUCGAGUUCUACCUCAUCUUCCGACUCAAAAAAUCCAGGGUCAUUAGAAACACAAACAUCAGCACAACUUGCAGACUUAUCAGAUGAAAAUGAAAAAUUGAAGAAAAACAAUCGUAUGCUAUCUUCGGAGCUGGCUCAAACCAAGAAACAAUGCGACGAACUCAUUGCCUUCUUGACUCAAUGUGUGAAGGUGGCGCCAGAGCAAAUCAACCAGAUCAUGAACGGUAGUGCCCCUAUUAUUGACGAAGCUGGUCCAUGCAGCGGAGGCAUGAGUGGUGGGAAUAUCGAUAAUGAUAAUGACGAAAAUGUUGAGUGUUUGAAAUUGUUUGGAGUGAUGGUGAAGAAGAAGAAGAGGGGUCGUGAUGAGAAUCUUGAUUUCUCUGAGGUACAUAAAAAAGAGAUGAAAAAAGCAGUUGAGGUUAAUGCGCCAUGGAUGAAGAUUUCUGCGUCGUCCGGGGAGAAUAGUAGGGUUUAUAAUUGA